CUUGUACCGCCUGGCUGUGCAGAAAGUCUACCAGCUCAGGGUGGAUAUGGAGGAUGUGGAGGGAGAGACGCGGUACGCCGCUUACGACACGUUUGCCAUCUCACCUGAAUCACAGAACUACAAGCUCCACAUAGGGACUUACAGCGGCACUGCAGGAGACAGCUUGACGUACCAUGACGGGAAACCAUUCAGUGCCAAGGACAGAGAUAACGACGUGUACUCGUCCAGUUGUGCUCAGAUGUUCAAAGGUGCUUGGUGGUACGGCGAUUGCUACCACUCAAACCUGAACGGCCAGUACCACCUGGGUACUUUUGGGAGUAACGAUGGCGGAGUCACCUGGCGCCACUGGAAGGGUAAUAACUACUCCCUGAAGCGCACUGAGAUGAAACUCCGACCAGCUCCAUAACGUCACACAAUGUAGAUUGUUUGCGUGUAUCUUCUUAGAACCAUACAUUGUAAGCCGUUUGUGCUAUUUCUUCUGCAAUGAUGUGUUUUGUCUCAUUUUACAUGAGCAUGACCAUAAGGCUAAAAUGGAGGUCUUCAACUGCAUUGCUAUAUAUUACUAUUAGUGAUCUCACAAUGAAAAGAAAAACACAGUUAAUGUUUUUAAAAUAUAUAACAAUGCUUACGC
This is a messenger RNA of Branchiostoma belcheri (Belcher's lancelet), 631 nucleotides long. Its product is annotated as techylectin-5B-like. Bases 47 to 406 code for a protein of 119 amino acids. NCBI's taxonomy places the organism in Eukaryota, Metazoa, Chordata, Leptocardii, Amphioxiformes, Branchiostomatidae. The record is from RefSeq and is a predicted model, not a curated record. The transcript is spliced from 2 exons.